This is a messenger RNA of Leishmania braziliensis MHOM/BR/75/M2904, 840 nucleotides long. Its product is annotated as NGG1 interacting factor 3-like protein. NCBI's taxonomy places the organism in Eukaryota, Euglenozoa, Kinetoplastea, Trypanosomatida, Trypanosomatidae. Gene Ontology annotation, cellular component: cytoplasm; mitochondrion. The coding region runs from base 1 to 840 and encodes 279 amino acids. The record is from RefSeq and is a predicted model, not a curated record. The transcript has a single exon.
AUGGCGCUUCUUCAGCGUGUGGUGCAGGUUAUGCACGAUGUGGCCCCACUCAGCCUCGCAGAUCACUCGUGGGACAACGUUGGUGUUCUGCUUGAGUCUCCAGCACCAAACAAGAGCAACACUCUAAUGCUCACCAUCGAUCUCACCCCGGAGGUGAUGGAAGAGUGCUUAGAAAAGAAAGUUGAGGUCAUUCUUGCCUACCACCCACCGCUCUUCCGCCCUGUGAAACGCUUGACACUGCAGGAUCCGAAGCAGCGUAUUAUCCUGCAGGCGGCCUCAGCAGGGAUGUCGAUCUACGCGCCACACACGUCGCUUGACGCUGCAGACGGCGGCAUCAACGACUGGCUUGCCUCUUUGGUUGCAGGCGACGUUGCCUACACCGCCGGUCCCAUCCAACCCACCUCGUCGUACGCACCGAACGCCAAGGAGGCAACGGAGGCCACCGGAAUGGGCCGCCUUGUCAAGUUAAAGGAGGAGGUGGAACUCUGCUUCAUGGUGGAGUCACUGAAGCAGCAGCUGAACCUGCCCACGGUGCGAGUGGCAUUGCCCGACUCAUGGGAGCCGUCGCACAGGGUAUCGUCCGUAGCCCUGUGUGCCGGCAGCGGCGCCGGUGUAUUUCGGCUGCUGCGCCUCCCAGUGGACGUGCUGCUCUCUGGUGAGAUGGGCCACCACGACGUUCUGGCCGCCACGGCAGCUGGGCGGGCGGUUAUUCUCUGCGAGCACACAAACACAGAGCGCGGCUUUCUCAGGGCGGUGCUACAGCGCACACUGCAGGCAAGGCUAGAGGGAACCACCGUGCUGGUCUCCGAAAAGGACCGAGAUCCACUUGUGGCCUGGUAG